This is a messenger RNA of Rhizopus microsporus ATCC 52813, 1484 nucleotides long. RefSeq lists its product as uncharacterized. The coding region runs from base 138 to 1115 and encodes 325 amino acids. Lineage: Eukaryota; Fungi; Mucoromycota; Mucoromycetes; Mucorales; Rhizopodaceae. The record is from RefSeq and is a predicted model, not a curated record. The transcript is spliced from 5 exons. Gene Ontology annotation, biological process: regulation of DNA-templated transcription; double-strand break repair via homologous recombination.
AAGAUCUGUUUGAUAUAUUAGGAAUAAAUAAUAAUAUUAAUAUUAAUAAUAAUGAAAGCAAUAAGGAAAACUCGAUUUCUUAUUCACAAAAUAGUAGUACAUCAACCCGCAGUACAUCUGUAGGAUUUGACGUGUUCAUGGACGAGCUCAUAAACACUCCAAUGAAACCAGCUAUAAAGAAAACGAACCCACUUAGAGAAAUAUCCUCCAACAAGAAAUCAUCAACAACAACAACAAAAAUAGACAAAUCACUUGUUCAAUCUAAUGAAGACGAAGAGCACAUUUGGGAUGAAUUUGACGACGAUGCUCUAGUCAACAUGAGUGAUUCUUCCUCUACUUCUUCCUCUAGUGAUCUCAACAAAGGAGUGGUACAACCCAUAGAUUUUACACAACUUGGAUUCAAGACAGCAAGUGGGAAAGCUCUUAAGCCAGUAUCAAAAGAUGCCAUACGAAAGGCACAUGAUCUACUCACAGAGGCUGUAGAGCUUGCACCAUCACCUUCAUUUUCAGGAUUCAAAACAGCUUCAGGAAAACAGCUGAAACCUGUAUCAGAAGAGGCUAUAAAAAAGGCACAGGCCUUAUUUGAAGAUUGCGAUAAACUACUCGACACUACAGAUAAUACAACCAAGUCAGCCCAAAUGAGCUCCUUCUUUACAACAGCCUCUGGGAAAGUUCUGGCUGCUCCUAAAGAAGAAUCUAAAAAAUUAGCAGAAUCCUUAUUUGACAACAACCAGGUCGAAAGCAAUAAUAAUCAUCUAGGCAUCAAACGCACCGUUAGCUCUGUAUCUCUCUAUAGUCGAUCAUCAUCACCUACUAGAUCUCUUUCGAGUAAGAGUGUGCAAGAGACCAGCAAUAAGCGAUACAAGACAUCACUGCUCGGAAAGAAUAAACAAAACAAGCCAUUCAAAUCACCCAUCAUCCGAUCUAAUAUUGAAUUGACAAAGGCAGCCAUCGGAAAUAGAAGCACACCUCGUACAUACGGUUCUACUCUUUUUGAUUUGACAGUACCGAAAGAACGCAUGAGGCUUUCUUCUUUGGGAAAACCAUCAAGAUAUACAAGACAAGAACUCUUAUCCAAAAAGAUUGUUGUAGACCCCCUGAGAUCAUUGACAUGACGAGCACAACCUCAGUAAACUACAGAUUUGAUAACUGGGGGCCGAAAGAAGCACAAACGGAAAUAUUGGAUGCUGGUGCACUGCCACAUAGAGUCACGCUUGGCUGGAUAGAAAAUCACUAUCGUUGGAUCGUUUGGAAGUUAGCUUGUCAAAUCAGAUCAUACCCUGACGUGUUCAUGAAGGAUUGGAAGCCAGAGACAGUGUUUCAUCAACUACUGUAUAGAUACGAACGAGAGGUUAAUCAGGGCCACCGACCUGUGCUGAAAAAGAUUUUAGAACAAGAUGAUAUUGCUGCUAAGCAUAUGAUUUUAGCUAUUUCUGAUAUAAUUGGAAUCAAAGCGCCUGCAUACUACAAUACAUGUAAGUCUG